AUUUCCGGGGUUUUGCUGACGCGUCCUUUUUCUUGUCCUACACCGACGUGUCAGUCUUGUUGUGUCCGAAGCUGAGUAGCAGACAGGUAGCUAGGUCCGCAGACAUGCCUCCAAAAAGCAGCAACAAGCAGCAGUCAGAGGAAGACCUUCUCCUCCAGGACUUCAGCAGAAACCUUUCAGCAAAAUCUACCGCUCUGUUUUACGGAAAUGCACUCAUCGUCUCUGCCAUCCCCAUCUGGUUGUUUUGGAGGAUCUGGCACAUGGACCUUGUUCAGUCUGCCGUUCUGUAUGCUAUGAUGACUUUGGUCAGCACCUAUCUGGUGGCCUUUGCCUACAAGAAUGUCAAGUUUGUUCUCAAACACAAAGUUGCCCAGAAACGUGAGGACGCAGUUUCCAAGGAGGUAACCAGGAAGCUGUCUGAAGCAGACAACCGCAAAAUGUCUCGAAAAGAGAAAGACGAAAGGAUCCUGUGGAAGAAGAAUGAGGUUGCAGACUAUGAGGCCACCACCUUCUCCAUCUUUUAUAACAACACACUUUUCCUGGUCCUUGUCAUCAUUGCCUCCUUCUUCCUGCUCAAGAACUUCAAUCCCACCGUCAACUACCUUCUAUCCAUAAGUGCCUCCUCAGGACUCAUUGCUCUGCUGUCCACAGGCUCCAAGUAAAGGAGGAAGCUGGGGAUAAUGGGGUGGGAUUGGGUUGUUUGGGUUGGAGGGAAGGAACUGUGUUCAAGAAGUCUAAAGUGUUUUAGGCUAGGAAUUGGUUUCAAGGGGGAUCAACCUACCAUUUCAGCUUCAUGAAAUUCAUGAUCAAAUGUGUGGAGGGUGUUUCUUCAGGUCUGUAGUCAGUUUUUUGUAACAAAUAAAGAAACCAGGUAUUGGCCUCUG
Molecule: messenger RNA, 884 nt
Organism: Monopterus albus (swamp eel)
Lineage: Eukaryota; Metazoa; Chordata; Actinopteri; Synbranchiformes; Synbranchidae
Gene: ssr3
Product: signal sequence receptor, gamma
Exons: 5
Coding region: 105-662 (185 amino acids)
Biological process (GO): SRP-dependent cotranslational protein targeting to membrane
Cellular component (GO): membrane; endoplasmic reticulum
Source: RefSeq, a predicted model, not a curated record